This is a messenger RNA of Kluyveromyces marxianus DMKU3-1042, 1419 nucleotides long. RefSeq lists its product as uncharacterized. NCBI's taxonomy places the organism in Eukaryota, Fungi, Ascomycota, Saccharomycetes, Saccharomycetales, Saccharomycetaceae. The record is from RefSeq and is a predicted model, not a curated record. The transcript has a single exon. The coding region runs from base 1 to 1419 and encodes 472 amino acids. Gene Ontology annotation, molecular function: pyridoxal phosphate binding; transaminase activity. Gene Ontology annotation, cellular component: cytosol.
AUGACAGUUACAUUAGAAACUCCAAACACUUCAUACCUUUUCCAAGCAACAGUUGAUAAGACAGGUUCUCAAGUUGUUGGUGGUAAAGGUGUACGUGUCGACAUCGAAAGAGAUGGUGUCGUGCACAAAAACAUCUUAGAUGCGAUUACAGGUGCUGCUGUUGGUGCUUUGGGUUGGGGUGAUGAAGAAGUCUACGACAUUAUUAACAAGGCGGCAAGAGAAUCUACUUACUCUUACCCAUGUUUGAUCUCAAACAAGAGUGCUGAGGAAUUAUCAAAGUUCUACAUUGAACACUCUCCAAAGGGUGUGUUCGAAUCUGCUCUAUGGACUACUUCCGGUUCAGAGAGUAACGAAAAUGCCUUGAGAAUCAUCAGACAAUACUACUUGGAAAGAGGCCUACCAAAGAAGUUGAAAUUGAUUUCCAGAGAGGACUCUUACCACGGUUUCACUUUGGGUGCCAUGGCCAUCUCGAAUAACCCAAGAAUUACCGCUUACAAGGACUACUUCAUGGACCAAAAGAAUAUUUGUUUGACAAUGCCAAGCGCAUACACAUACCGUAACAAACUAAAGGGUGAGACUGAGGAAGACUAUUCUAAGCGUCUUUUGAAGACCAUUGAAGAGCAGAUCAUUACCGAAGAUCCAGACACCAUAGCUGCUAUUAUCGUGGAAACCUUGCCAGGUUCUUCCUUAGGUACUACUCCACCACCAAAGGGUUACUUGAAGGGUAUUAGGGACUUGUGUAACAAGUAUGACAUCAUCUUUUACUUGGAUGAAGUUAUGUGUGGUACUGGUAGAAGCAACCCUAACGGAAAGUUGAACUGCUGGGAAAAUUUCUUGGCCCCUGAAGACGGCCCAGAUAUCCAAACUGUUGGUAAGACCUUGGGUUCUGGUUACGUUACUAUCGCAGGUAUCUUGAUUGGCCCAAAGAUCAAGGAAGCUUACGUGAAGGGUUCUGGCACCAUUGUCGGUGGCCACACCUACUCUUCCCAUGCUUUCAACUGUGCCGUGGCCUUGGGUAUCCAACAAAAAAUUGCUAAGGAAAACCUAACUGCCAAUGUCUUCAAGAUGGGUAACUUGAUGGGUGAGAAAUUGAAGCAAGCAUUGCUAUCUGAAGACAACAUAGCAGGUGAUGUUAGAGGUAUUGGUGGUUUCUGGUCUGUAGAACUGGUUUCUAACAGAGACACAAAGGAAGCAUUCGACCCAUCCUUAGGCAUUGCCAACAGAAUUAAGGAACAAUGCUUCCAAAAUGGCUUGAACGUCAUGGCAAUGGGAACAACUCCAACUAAAAGCUGCAGUGACCGUAUUCUCUUGGCUCCAUCCUUCAUCAUCACCGAAGCCGAUGUAGACGAAAUCGUUGAAAAACUUGUGAAGUCUGUUACUGAGCUUUCUAAGCAAUUGAAAGAAGAAGGUGUCUUCUAA